AUGUAUAUAAUUAAAUAAAGAAAAAGGAUCCUGAUUGCUACAAGAAUGGAUAGAGAAUGCCUUAGGAAGAAAGCAAAGGAGACUAACAGUACUUGCAGACUCUAUAAAUUUAGAGUGGUGGAGAAGAGGGAAGGGCACAGAUCGAUGAUCAGUGACCAAAAAAUUAAUAAACAAAAAGAAGAAAACAAAGCAACCAAAAAAACACCGAGAUAGCAUAUAGGGAAAAGCAAAGCUUAUUUUGAAGCUAAGGAUAAAAAAGGGGUCAGUGUAUCACCCACAAAGGCACAAAGACCUGCCAGAAACUAACCUACCCCCCCCCCCCCCCAAGUGAUAGAGAUUGAGUUAUCCUCUUCCUUCAUACUCGAAAUCUCCUCUCCCUUUUUGCUUUUCUUUCUUUUUACCACUUACCACCACCUCAACCUCAAACCACAUCAUUUACAACCAUAAUUCAGAGACCUCUGCAAACUCCAUCUAUGUAUCAAAGGAAGAUUUAAGAAAGGGAAAUAUCAAGGGAUGUGUGGAAAGAAAGACGAAGAUCAGGGAGAGUGUUCUCAAACUAUCCAUAACAUACAAGGUUACCAGGAACAGUUAUAUAUGCAACAACAACAUCAACAGAUGCAGCAGCAACAGCACAAUAUUGAUUUAUUUGGAGGAACUAGGGGAGGGCUGAUAUUCCCUGAAGUAUCUCCCAUCCUACCAUGGUCUCUCCCCCCGAUUCACAAUUUCAAUCCAGCCCUAUUCACUGGAAACCCAGUUCGAGACGAUGACCCUUUUUUGGUCCCUCCUCCGCCAACCUCGUAUGGGGGUUUAUUCAACAGAAGAGCUCCUUCCCUACAGUUUGCAUAUGAUGGCACCUCAGCUGAUCAUCUAAGGAUCUUAUCUGACACACUAGGACCGGUGGUUCAACCCGGCUCAGCUCCUUUCGGGCUCCAAGCUGAGCUGGGGAAGAUGACCGCUCAAGAAAUCAUGGAUGCUAAGGCUCUCGCGGCUUCUAAAAGUCACAGUGAAGCUGAAAGGAGAAGAAGAGAACGAAUCAACAACCAUCUGGCCAAGCUACGCAGCUUACUCCCAAGCACCACCAAAACGGACAAGGCUUCACUGCUUGCUGAAGUAAUCCAACAUGUUAAGGAGCUGAAACGACAGACCUCUUUGAUAGCAGAAACCAGUCCUGUGCCCACCGAAAUUGAUGAGCUAACCGUGGAUACGUCGGAAGAAGAUGGUAAGUUUGUGAUCAAAGCUUCACUUUGCUGUGAAGAUAGGUCCGACCUUUUGCCUGACCUAAUCAAAACAUUGAAAGCUUUACGCUUGAAGACACUAAAAGCUGAGAUUACAACGCUUGGUGGGCGUGUAAAGAAUGUUCUGUUUAUAACCGGAGAGGAAGACUCCAGUAGUAGCGCUGAGCAGCAGCAACAACAGCUGCAGUAUUGUAUUAGUUCAAUACAAGAAGCAUUGAAAGCGGUGAUGGAGAAGACUUCCGUGGACGAGUCUUCUUCAGGGAAUGUGAAGAGACAAAGAACCAACAUCAGUAUUCUUGAACAUAGGUCUCUUUAGCUUACAAAAGACCUUGAAUACGUACUUUUUUUUUUUUACCGGUAUUCAUGAUGAGGGGUGUUCAUUUUUCUCUUCGUUUCUUUUGUUUUUCUUUUCUGAGAGUGUGUUUUAAUUUGAGUAUUUCUGUCAUUGGACAAAAUAUAUAUAAUGAUGGUGUGGUUGGUUUGUAUACUUAAAAAAAUGGGUUCAAUUAUAGAGAAGAGAUGAAAUGGAGAAAGAGGAGGUAGGGCUGAGGUAUGGUGAUGGUGAUGGCAACGGAUGAGCUGGUUGUUUUGGGGUUUUGGUAUUGGGAUGACCGUGUGAUGGAUGAUGGUGAUAGCAGCACAAGGGAGGAAUAUGGUUUGGAUUUAGUGAAAGGAAGGAAUAGGCAAAAAACAGUGGAGGAUCUUUUUCGUGGGAAGAGAAACCUUAUAUCAAAACCCAACAUAGAAAACGUGAAGGUGAUGGGUGUGAUGAGUGGAACCAGGCAGCUUAGGUUGGAGUUGGGACAAAAAAAAACAAGACUCUUAGGCUCUGGUUGGUCUGGGCUUUUUGUUUUGUUUGUAUUGUAGCUGAAAGAAAGAAUUUACUAUAUGUCACUACUCUUCCCCUCUCCUCAGAUUUUGGUGGAGAAUUUAUGAUCAUAAUAUCAUAAGUCUAGUAUAUUAAGAAUGGUAACCAACGUAAUUCUUUUUUA
Gossypium arboreum is the source of this 2227-nucleotide messenger RNA. RefSeq names its product transcription factor bHLH30. The transcript is spliced from 3 exons. The record is from RefSeq and is a predicted model, not a curated record. Lineage: Eukaryota; Viridiplantae; Streptophyta; Magnoliopsida; Malvales; Malvaceae. Bases 514 to 1551 code for a protein of 345 amino acids. Gene Ontology annotation, biological process: regulation of DNA-templated transcription. Gene Ontology annotation, molecular function: protein dimerization activity; DNA-binding transcription factor activity.